Messenger RNA from Paraphaeosphaeria sporulosa, 1501 nucleotides. RefSeq lists its product as uncharacterized. The transcript has a single exon. The record is from RefSeq and is a predicted model, not a curated record. NCBI's taxonomy places the organism in Eukaryota, Fungi, Ascomycota, Dothideomycetes, Pleosporales, Didymosphaeriaceae. Bases 296 to 1186 code for a protein of 296 amino acids.
GAAUACGCAGCAAUACGGGCGUCGAUUGGGUGCUCCGCGCGGCUCGCGGCUGGACGCUGCGGUGGGUCGCAUACAUACAGCGUCCUGCGGCUGAGCGGUUUGCAGCGCGACAGCGCGUGCGGCCGUCUGCUGAGGCUGGGAUGGCACGAUGCAGAUGCUCCUGACAAGCACCUAGCACACCGACCUGCUCUCUGCCUAUCGAUACCCCGCCACGGUCCGUCCGAGAGCGGCACAGAACCAGAGCACUUAGCGUCUCGAUAUUCGCCCCUUCGGCUCCGCUAGCUACAGGAGCGCCAUGUCCAGCGCAGGGUUGGGCGUCCAGGGCCCGGCACGCGAAUCACAACAUCCGCCGGAAGGCGCUUGGCGACGGCGAAUAUGCUGCGAGGCAGCCAAGGCGUGGGGAAAUGAAGUGCGAGCGAGAGAUGAGAUGCGACAGUUAUAUUGCCGUCGCUUGAUGCCAUCGCGACGGCCAGGCGACACGACCCGGCCAGCACGCGCUACGAGGUGGGCCCUCGGGCCCGCCAGAGCUUGCGACAGCGCCAGUCGUAAUAAUAGCAGGGCGAGUUGGCCGUGCAAUAUCUGGAGAGCAGACGUCGGCGUCGCACCAGAAAGCUCCAAGCGUGCUCCGUCGCUCCGCUCCUCUGCAGCGGGUCCUACUCGUAGCUGGAUGCAAGUGUUUGGACAGCUCGCCAUAUUAUUCCCACGCCACCCGUCCAAUAACGCGUCCGCAGAGGGACAGCGACGAUCAGCGCUGCGCGGGGCAAGAGCAUCCGACGCCGCCUUCCCAGAACGACCAUCUUGCACCACCAAGCUCAACUGCGGUCCCGUCUCGCUGCGGGCACAUCCCAUCCUUCCUGGGACCACGAUUAUCGCCGCCUGGGCCGCCCGCGUCGCUAGAUCGCCCAAGUGCCACCGAGGGCGCCGUCGACCGCCGACUUCCAAGCACCAAGGUCGUGGAACAAAGCCCGCAGAUCCAUCACGCUGGUUCCCAUCCGCAUGCCCUGCAACCUCCGCACGAGUUGAGCCUCGUUGCUGCACGCGGGAUAUUACUGCAGAAUGCGCUCGAUGCGAGCCUACUGACGUUGCCAGUGGAAGAUGGUACUGCGACUUGAAACAGCGCAUUUCAUCACCAGUUUCUUGCAUGUUACCUUCAUUGCAUUCAACCCUAGCGUGUGAGGGUCGCUAGGAUGUCCCGGUGACGUGAAGUGCGCCAUCGCGGACAGAUCCCGCCAUCUAUCACUCAGGGUCGCGCCGUUCUCUUUGCACACGGCCCUCGGCACUACACAAAUCUGCCGCAGAGGCUCUCAUGUACGCAACGCUUACGGCAGGACCUCCACCGCACGCGCUUUUCUCGCAACUGGUCGAGUUUUCGCAACCCCGAUCAUCCGACGCGUCUAUCAUCGGACUUGCACAUUAUCCGUGGCUACACAUGGACAAAACUUUCGUCGUUCUAGCACCUCAACGAGUAUCUCGCGAGUUCUCAUGACCAAGAGUAUUUCAU